Messenger RNA from Ruditapes philippinarum (Manila clam), 1046 nucleotides. Its product is annotated as V-type proton ATPase subunit e 1-like. Gene Ontology annotation, biological process: proton transmembrane transport. The record is from RefSeq and is a predicted model, not a curated record. NCBI's taxonomy places the organism in Eukaryota, Metazoa, Mollusca, Bivalvia, Venerida, Veneridae. Gene Ontology annotation, cellular component: proton-transporting V-type ATPase, V0 domain. Gene Ontology annotation, molecular function: proton-transporting ATPase activity, rotational mechanism. The transcript has 4 exons. The coding region runs from base 103 to 393 and encodes 96 amino acids.
AAUGAGCGUUUUGAUGAUCGAUCAUAUGAUUUGACAUUCACUUCCGGAAAAAUAAGAAAAAGAAAAUUAUUAUUUUGGUUUGAUUAAAAUUAACUUUUAGCUAUGGGAACCAGAGCUGACACUGCAUUGGCUGUUGUUACAAUAUUUUGGGGUUUCAUCGGAAUUGUAUGUCCAUUACUGGUUCAAUUCUGCAUGGGCAGAUCUCCUAACAAAGGAAUUGUACAGAUUAUGUUUAUAAUGACAGCUGCCUCAUGCUAUCUCUUCUGGCUGUGUGCAUUCCUGUUUCAAUUGAAUCCAUUGGUUGGUCCUCAACUUGAAAGUAAUUUAAUACGAAUUAUGCAAUAUGAAUGGAUGGGAAUAGAUCCUGAACAUGUGUCGGAAGUACCAAAAUAAAGCAGUUAAUCAUUCCUGGAUGAAUGUUUACCAACUAGUCUCUUAGAAUUCCACAUUAUAGCCAAGACAUCACAGAUCAUUUUAUUGUUUUUGUAUUGUGAAAAAAAAAAGACAUUUAUGCUAUUAGGAAAGGGUCUGUUUUACCAGACUCAUAAAGAAAGACACUCAAAUUAGAAAAUGUUUACCAGACUCAUAAAAAAAAAAACACUCAAAUAAGAAAAUAUUUGGUUGACAAACUACAAAUAAGGAAACUUUUUCCAGUGGAUCACAGAUUUAUAUUUGAAAUACCUGUUAAGAUGUGUAUACAAAAAUGAAUUUAAUAUAUUGUGAGACAAAAACACUUUUUAGGUGCUGAAAUUUGUGAAGUACUGGUAUAAUUUUAACAAAAAAUUUAAUAAAAAGUAAAAGUUAUGAAAUUCUUAAUACAUGUAAUUCAGAAAAAUACAGUGAUAAUAUAAAUAGUAAUGAAAUGAAGAAAAAUUAUGUAAUUUAAAAAAAAGUUUAGAGUAACAUUGUGUUAUUGUGAUUAAUUUUAUGUACAUAUUUUAAAACUAUGUUGUACAUUUUGUUUACAUGUAUAUAUUUCUGAUUAUUUACAUGUACUGUAGUAUUUAAUGUAUACUAGUUGAGAUAAAUAAACAGAUUUAUAAAUA